This is a messenger RNA of Cuscuta epithymum, 2434 nucleotides long. The record is from the annotation of a GenBank genome assembly. NCBI's taxonomy places the organism in Eukaryota, Viridiplantae, Streptophyta, Magnoliopsida, Solanales, Convolvulaceae.
CCGGGGAUGGUGGUCAACUAUGGUGAAUUGAAGGUUUUUGUUGAUGGAGAAAGAACAGAGGCGGUGAAGUAUGUGGUUUAUGAGCUGAAGAGAUUGGUGGAAGUUCAUAGUGGGAAAUUGAGGCUUGUGGGAUCAGCGGGCAGUGAUGAAAGCUACAUAAAGUUCUUGGGUCGGUUUCCCUCUAUUCAAAAGGAUUGGGAUUUGCAUCUUCUUCCCAUUACUACUUCGGCAUCUAUAACUAGAAGGUUUAACCCCAGAUCCAGCUUGAUGGGUUCGUUCGUUCCAUUUGCUGGGUUCUUUCCAACACCAUCUGAGUUUGAAAAUGUACAGAGCAACAUAAAUCAGUCAAUUGCUCGUUGCAACCUUUGCAACGAAAAGUACGAGCAAGAAGUUACCAGCCUUUUGAAAGGAUCCACUACUACUUCAGUAGCUGAUCAGCACCCUUCUAACGUUCCUCCUUGGUUACAAAUGGCUGAAUGUGGAACAAGCGGUACAAUGACUGGGAUAGAGUGCAGGCCAAAAAUGACAAUGUUUUCAACAUCAGAGUUGUGGGUUUGCAAAAGAAAUGGAACGAUAUAUGCCAGCAUCUUCAUCAAUCACGGUCAUCUCCACCCCAUGUUUUGCCUGCUGCAAUGGGUGAAUGUAAAAGUCAAGAUUCAGUUUUAUUAGCUGAAAGCCAGUUCAGUGAGCAAAAUAUCUCUCCAUCCAGUAAACAAGAGUUACCCAAACCUAUGGUCUGUACUGUAUCCACGGAUCUAGGAUUGGGAACCAUAUAUGUAUCCACGGAUAAAAGGAAACCAGAAGAAAGUGUCAAAGAUCAUAAAGACCGCCUUCAGAAUAUCUCUGGCUCAGUUUCUUGUUGUAGGCUCCUUCCUCAUGUGGUAGGAGAUGGCCUGGCUUCAAAAGACUUUAAGUACAUACAUAAAUCUCUUGCUGAGAUUGUUUACUGGCAAGAUGAGGCAAUUUACGCCAUUAGCCAAAUAGUAUCCAGUUGCAUAAAUGGACAAGUAAGAGGUCAUGGUCGAAACAGGGGAAAUAUCUGGCUCUCCUUCCUUGGAGCUGACACAGUGGGGAAAAGAAAAAUCGUGAGAUUCCUUUCUGAAAAAGUCUUUGGGAGCCAGGGUAGCUUGCUGUUUGUGGAUCUUAGCUCCAAUCAUAAUGAGAUUAAUAACUCCUCUAACUCUAUGUUUGACCAUUGUGGCUUCAAAAGCCAUGAUGUGAGCAUUAGGGGGAAAGCGGCUGUUGACUGUAUUGCUGAUGAGCUAAGCAAGAAAUGCUAUUCUGCCGUGCUUCUUGAAAAUAUAGAAAAGUCUGACUUUCUCAUUCAGAACAGCCUCUCCCAGUCGCUGAAAACGGGCAAGUUCCCUGAUUUGCAUGGAAGGGAGAUCAGUAUAAAUAACACGGUUUUUAUGAUCACUUCAAAGUACUCAAAGGAUAAACGCAAUUGCCUUACAGGUUCAGAUUCUCCCCUUUUUUCAGAAAGAAGCGUACUUGCAGCCAAAGACCUGCCAAUGAGGAUUAUCAUGGGACCAAGGACUCGAGGUGGAUUGAAAAUGGAGAGCAUGAACGUGUUUAUCAUCACUUCUAGGAACAAAACACCAAACACCUUAUCUUUAAACAAAAGAAAACUGAUGUACUCCAACAAGGUGACUUGUCAAAGUUCUAAAAGGGCAUCAAAAGUUUCUCUUGAUCUGAACCUGCCUGUGGAGGAAGAGGUGGAAGAGGAGGACGAUAGUGACAACUCUAACAGUGACUCCGGCUAUGACAGUGCAACUGCAGAAUGGUUGGAUGAUUUCUUGAAGCAGACAGAUGAAAAUGUGAUCUUCAAGCCUUUUGACUUUGAUGCUGUUGCCAAGGAAAUUCUCAAGGGAAUCAACAAUAAACUGGUGGAGGUUUUCGGAACAAAUGCUGUUCUAGAGAUUGAUCAGGAACUAAUGAUUCAGAUGCUUGCGGCUGCUUGGUUAUCAGACAGAAAAGAAGCAGUGGAUGAAUGGAUCAAAGAGGUUAUGGGCAGGAGCUUUUUGGAAGCUCAAACUAGAUUCCACUUCACAGCAGAUAUUAAUGCAAUUAAAUUUGUUGCAUUUGAGGGAAUUCCUGUAGAACCUCAUUCUUGUGGAAUUCGCCUUCCAGCCAGAGUAUGUGUAAUGUAAUGAUCACCUAAUUCCCUUUUUUUUUUCAUUUUUUGCAGGUAUAUAAAAUUCUUCUGAAUCUUUAAGGAUGUUUUGUUAGUAGAAUUUGUGGGCUGAAUUGCCUGUUUUGGAUGUAUACCUGUAAUUUUUGUUGCCGCUUCGGGAUACUUUGUAGUUUGUAUCUAUUUUUCAAUUCUUGCAAGUCCAAAUUGCUGUUCUCUUUUAUAAUGAGCGUGAUGUGUAUAUUAUUCCAUAGUUCUAAAUUUUUUCCUCCCGUUCGAAAUGAACUCAAAUUAUUAUAUUUC